AUGGACGACGACGAAAAGCUAGUGGACCAAAUCACCGGCGACUUCGACGAAGGCUACUACGGCAACUACGGCUUCAUGGGCCAGUACCACGAGCCGUCGGACGGCGCCUGCGUCCGCAAGGACGCCGCCGCCGCGACGCCCAAGAAGUGCGUCCGCAAGGGCGACGUGAUAUGCUACAUCAAAAGCGAAAACAUCAAAACGGUGACGGCCGGCGGGCCCCCCAAAAGCGCCGCCGCCGAAUCGGUGGGCUCCGAGUCCAAGAGCCGCUCCUCCACCGACACCACCGAUCAAUCCGGCGAAUCCCUCUACAAGACGUUCAUAUUCGAGGAGAGCGUGAACGAAAACGACACGCAGAAGUGCAUCGCCUUCUGGAAGAGCGUGAUGGAGAAGAAUCUGGAGCCCAUCAAAUGCACCAUCAUAGAAAACCGGCGGAAGCGCGAGAAGAAACCCGCCAUCGAAGAAACUAAAACUCUAUCGGUCGAAGAACCUCCCGAUGUGAACGCUCUAAUUAAAGAAGCCACCGACAAAGUCCACGCCGAGUACAAGACCUUGUGGUUGGCCGCCCUGAAGGAGAUCAAAGACAAGAAGCUGGACAAAGUGAAAUUGGUCGCCCAAGCUCGUUGCAAAUUGUGCGAAAGCAUGGAAAUCCCGAUGGAAGAAUACAGCACCGACAUCGACGCAGCCACCGCCAAAGAAGAGGUAAAAGCGCUGAACAAGUGGGAAUCGGUUUCGAAGCGAGCCAAACGCGGCGAUAAGAAAGGAAGCAAAGAAGUGGAUUGGGCGUUGAGACAGAAGGAAAAAGAACAAGUCCAGUAUAGAUUCGUGAAUGUCAUCGAAGAGAAGAAGAAAUCGGGCGCUUACAAAAUGUGGAGGAGCAACUUGGUGAAGCCGCCUUGCAGGUGCGGCAAGAAGAAUUGCGAAUGCAACACCAAUCCCGCCAUAAUAUGCAUGCGAACGCCCUUAGCCUCUCGAAUCGAGCGACGCUCCGAACCGAUACCGGUCCCCAAACCGGCCGUCCAGCGAACAUCGCACGCCGAAUCCAUUUCGAGCUCGCGCAGACCGUCCGAAGUCUGCGAGAGACGGUCGUUGAAGAAGCCCUCCGUGCAAUCCACGCCGAUUCCGCCGCUUCCGAAGGUUCCUUCGCCGCUUCCGGCGCCGCCGCCGCCGGCGCUUCAACCGGACAGGUCCUUCGUCGACGAGCACACGCAAACGCAGGAGCGACCGUCGGUGAAAUCGACGCCGGAGCGCGUCGCGGAGCCGCUCAAAGUGGACCGAGGCCACCAGACCGAAGAGCAAAUCGUGCGUGUGCGAACGUCCGAUAAAUCGGUCAACGCCACCGGUUCCAGCACCGGCCGCGUGGAAGAGGACGAAUCGAAGGAGACGCACGAAGACGAGUCCAACGCUUCGACGGCUUCGACCGUCAACGUUCGAAUGGCCACGCCGUUCUUGCACGAUCUCACCAAGAGCAUUAUAUCGGAGAUAUCCUCGUUGAAUCUGCCGUUCGUCGACGUUUCCACGUUCCUGAAGAUGCCCAGCGAGCAGCAACUGGAGGCCGUGUCGGCGCUGGUGUUGACUCGAGCCUACGGGCACGAUCUCAGCGAGAUGCAAUUGAGAGAUAUAUCGCAAGUCAUACUCGAUCACGUGUUGGAUAUGAACGAAACGCGAUCCGAAGGCGGCAGAGACAUCGAAGAGGACGAAGGUGAAGCGGAACAGUCGGCGGUUCCGCCUCGCGAAAAAUCCCCGGCGGAUUCCAAAGGUGCCGUGGGGACGCGAGCGUCGAAACAGUCGAGUUCCGGUCCUGCUGCGAGCCAACAAAGCGGUUCAGUUCGCGCAAGCAGAACGGCAUCGGAGCCGAUUUCCGCGCCGGCGGUACCCAGAGCAUCCGAACCGAGAAGCAGCGUUCUGAAGGCCCCGACAGCGGAUCUAUCGCAAGCACCAGGACCGGCGGAAGCGUCGCCGAAACCGACUCCUGUACAGCCGUUUGUCGCUCCUGCUGCGGGUCCGCCGCGCUCGUCCAUACUCGCCGAUCUCGAAGAGUUGACUCCUCGAGGUUCGGCGGUGAUGGAGAGACAGGUGUCGCUGUUGUUGCCCGACGGCGAGGUGGAGGUGAUUCAGAGGACGUCGCGCGUUGACGUGGGGGACACGACGUGGGAGAAGCCGACGGUGCCGCGUACGAGGGUGCCGGCGGCCGAGAGGAAGGGCUCCGUGGAGGCGUUGAAGUUUAAGAAGAUGCAGACGUCGAAGGUGAACGCCGGGGAAGAGAACGCCGUUGGGGAUCAAAUCGUUCACGUGUUUUCCACGCAAGGUCAAAACGAACCCGCCGCGCCGGCCCCGACCGACGAAGACGACGAAGACGACGACGAUGAAGAAGAAUACGCACCGACGAAGGAGGAAAAGCCCGAGCCGCAGGCGUCGAGCCGGGAAAAACUGCUGGCCGUGGUGGACAUCGAAAGCGAAGAGCCGCUACCGAAGCCCGCGGCCAAAAAAUCCACCACCUUCCUGAACGAGAAGGAACUGGACGACGACUACGAGGAGACCUUCAACCCCAACCGAGUGCGAGACUCGAUAUACGUGAGCAAAGAGCGCUUGGAGAAGCUGAAGGACAAGGACGAAUCGGCGUUGGAAGACGAAAUCGACAUGGGCGAUCUCUUCAAAGCGGUCACGCUGGAAGAUUCGUAUCUCGUGAAUAAAAGACGCUUGGACCGCAAGGCCAGAGACUCGAUUUUCGUCACCAAAGAGCGCCUGAUGAGCAAGAAGAAAAGCGCGCGAAAAUCGAUCGACGUCGGCUUGGAGCAGUUCCGGCUGAAGUUGCGCCAGGCCAAGGAAAAGCGCCAAUCGGAGGCGAACAAAAGCGCCGACGCGGCGUCGAGGAAACACCACAAACAGCACGCGAAGCGCCCCAAAGACUCGAUUUUCGUCACCAAGGAGCGAGAGGCCAAGCACAAGCUCGACAUGGACGAGAAAGAAAGCGAUUUCGAACAGCACGAACCCCAACGGAUCCACAUCCAAGACGCGCCCAGCAUCACCUACGUCCAAAGCGACAGAAAAACCGCCCUGCCCAAGGACUCCAUGUACAUAAACAAAGCGCACGUCAUGAAGCACAAACUCGAACACGGCGAAAUCGACAGCAUCGCCGAAGCCUCGACCAGCGAUCGACAGGUCCACGUGCUGAUCCCCGACGACCGACAGCGCCAGAUCGGCGCCGAGAAAUCGAUACUCAAACACCACACGAAGCUGAUCGCCACCAAGGACUCGGUGUUCGUGACCAAGCAGCGGGUGCUGCAGCACCGGCGCGACAUGCGGGAGUCGCUGGACGAGGCGGAGCCCGUGUUGCGGCUGUCGAAGGCGCCGCGCGCUCGCACCCCGUCGGGGUCGCUGUCGAGGAGGGCGCGCGGCCCGACGGCGGAGCCGCGGGGCUCGUACGUGCCGCCCAAUUCGCCGGACGCGUCGCGGGCGGCGCUGCAGGAGGCCGCCAAGAAGGAGGCCAACUCGUCGCGGGAGCUGCACGAAACAGAUUACGAAAGUUUGGUGGAAAGAGCGCCGGAAAGCAAAUUGGCGGCGUUCGGCUCGAACAAGGCACCGUGCGAGGUGUGUUUAUGCAAAAAGUGCCGUUGCAAGGCCGGCUCGAAGAUCAAACGGACCGGCGCUAAAGGGAGGAAAUUCGCGCCGGCUUGUCCGUUUGCCGGCCGAUCAAAGAAAUCGAAGAAACACGGGGUCGCGCAGUUUGUGGAAUUCGGAUCGGAAUUCGUUUCUGUAAAGCUCAGCAACGUCACCGAAAAAACGUCGCCGUACGGUUAA
This is a messenger RNA of Phyllotreta striolata, 3798 nucleotides long. Lineage: Eukaryota; Metazoa; Arthropoda; Insecta; Coleoptera; Chrysomelidae. The record is from the annotation of a GenBank genome assembly.